Molecule: messenger RNA, 1317 nt
Organism: Mya arenaria
Lineage: Eukaryota; Metazoa; Mollusca; Bivalvia; Myida; Myidae
Product: guanylate-binding protein 6-like
Exons: 7
Coding region: 1-1317 (438 amino acids)
Molecular function (GO): GTPase activity; GTP binding
Source: RefSeq, a predicted model, not a curated record
AUGUCGAAAAACAUCAAAUUUGGCGGAAGAUGUGAUGAAAGUAACCGACUUUUGCAAAGCGUCCUUCCCGGAUUUGUGCUCACGUUGAGAGAUUUUCCUCUGCGAUUAGUCAAGGAAGUUACGAAACUAACAGAAGACGAGUAUCUUGAAAAGUGCUUGGAAGAUAGAAUAGGAAGAGGUGUUUAUUUCAACAAACCACGUGAGAGUAUCCGAAAAUUAUUUCCUAACUUCAAACGGAAAUGUUUUGCAUUCCCUGUCCCUGGAGAUGGUGAUGUACUGGAAAAGCUUGAUAGCCUAACAUUUGACGAGCUUUCACCUAAAUUCAAGAAUGUUGCCGAACUGUUCGUGUCACAUAUAUAUAGCCAAGGGCCAAAGCAACUCCAAAUUAGCAAACCAGUCAACGGAUCUAUGUUUGCCACACUUACCAGGAAGUAUGUGGACGCUCUUGCAAAAGGAGCUGUGCUUGAUGUUGAUGAUGCAUUUGAAAUGGUUGCUAAAAUCGAAAAUGGGAGAGUCAAAGGCAAAUGCAUGGACUUGUUUCACUCCAAAAUGAGAGAGAUACAGUUGCCUCUUUCAGCACCAUUGCUGGAUAAGCAUUUCAACGAGGCCAAGCUGUCUGCGCUUGACUACAUGCGGCGAAACGCAUUCAAUGAUGUGGCAAAUGUUGUAGAAAGGGAUGCUCAGAACAGAGAAUAUGAAGUCAUCGGAGGGCAUACAAAAUUCAAACGAGAUAUCGGUAUGGUACGACAAGAAUACGAGCAAACACUUCAUGGUUAUGAGCUAAGAGAGCGGGAUCUGUUCAGUCAGGACGUUUUCACUCUUGCUGAUACCGACAACUCCAUGACAGACUUGGGUCGCCCUGCUUCAGACAUUCUUACUGAGAUGAGGAACACUACCGAGACUUCCAGCAACCUGGAUGAUGACUAUGAAGAUAAAAAGUGUAUAGCAUUGACUUGGAGAAAUUUUUCACGCAAACUUGAUCCAGAUGAAAAAAAAAUCAUUGAAAAAGACAAUGAGCUCUCUGAGGAGCAAAAACAAAGAGAGAAAGAUAAAACUGCAAACUUAUUGGCCCGAAUGAAAGAAGAAAUUGCCGAAGAGAAUCAAAAGGCUCAAGAUCAACAAAAGAAGGAACUGUUAGAGCAACAAAAGAUGCUACGUGCAGAUCGCGAACAACGAGAAAAAGAACACGAACGCCUAAUAAAAGCGCUUCAUACCGAGAUUGCUUCUUUGGAAACAAAUAAAGAAGACCAACACAAUAUUCUUACCCACAUGAAAGCGAUGGCAGACGAGAUAAGAAGCCUAAGAUGUGUAGACUAA